CGACGAUGCUUGUCAACUGCUGCUUCACUGUGAAAGAUCUCCCUGUGCUGCAGUUGACGUGAAUCAGCGUGAAUUGGGCCCCGAUCUAUGCAUUCCUUACAGAUACGAUGAAGCAAUUGUUAACCGUUGCCGCUUGCUUCAUCACAGCGCUGGCGUCGGCUGCCAGGACUGCACUGCGGAGCCCCCUCUUUGUCAGCAACGCUGCUUCAAUCCCAAGACCCUCUCGUGAAGCCAGAAGGGCAACCAUCACACGAGCAAACGCUGCUCAGAACGUUUGCGGCGGUUCACUUGAGUGCUGCUGCGCAGGUGGGUGAGCCAGAAAGCAAAGCGGCCUUGAUCUAUCGCUGGUGGUUGUCCUGCCUGUGUGCACAAACAGAGCCGUAUCAGACUGGCUUCUACCGCGAUGGAUAUUGCAACACAGGUAAGGUAGGUAACACAUCGAUUGAUUGAUGGCCUGCAUGCCUGUUGAUGAGUGUGAAUCGGAUAAUACGUCCAAUACAGGCCCAUCAGACUUCGGGACACACACCGUCUGCGCGAAGGUAGGAAGUCCUUGAUGAGCACGCAGUUUGACUGUUUCUUACAAUGUGCGUGUUGUGUACUUUGUGCACAGGUGACUGACACUUUUCUCCAGUACACCAAGGCGAAAGGCAACAACCUCAGUGAUCCGGUGCCGCAAUACAACUUUCCUGGCCUGAAGGAAGGGUCGCUGUGGUGAGCCUUGAAAGCAUGAGUCACAAACGGUGCGAAUUGAAGCAUGCAAUGUGUGUCUUCUGUGCAGGUGUCUGUGUGCGUCACGGUGGCUGGAGGCGCAUGAAGCCGGAGUCGCUCCGCCAGUAAAGACACACGAGCACCACCGGUGCUUGUGCAUGUUUGGCGCGUGUCUUCAGAUAUACUUGAAGAGGACUCACAGCAAGACGCUUGAGACCAUUGACAUGUCUAUCCUGCAGCAGUACGCUCUAGACGCUGGGAUUGACGUGGCUGUGCCCUCUUGAAGAGGAUGACGUCAUGGAACGAGGGCAUGUCUGACAGUGUAGUGAGUGGAUGUACAGUGAGUGUAUGUGAAUCGAUUGAGACUCCCUGUUUUUCUCCUGUGUGCUGUCAUUGAAUGAUCUCUUCGC
Molecule: messenger RNA, 1118 nt
Organism: Vitrella brassicaformis
Lineage: Eukaryota; Vitrellaceae
Source: the annotation of a GenBank genome assembly